AAAAGAAGAAACCGAAUAUUCACACUAUAUAUACCUGGCGAAGCUCCUUGCUUCUCUGCGCUUUGCCCAUAGCUAGUUUCUUUAUUUUCUAAUUUUUCCGUGUUUUUUUUUUUUGUUUCCUCCCUUUCUAUGAUCAGUUAAUUUGGGUUGAUAGAAUUAGGAGGCGUGCACUCCCAAUUAGGGUUUCUCUGUUAAUUGCCGCCGUUUUACGUUACCCGUCGUUACAUAUACGUUUUUAUGUAAAUUGUUUGGUUCAUUGUUCUUUCAUCUUGGGCACGAUCAAUCACAAAAUCUUGACCUGAAAAGUUGUCACCUAUAGGCAAUUGGGUGCUUUUGGUUGCAAUUAGGGUUCUGUUGUUAGUUGAUUUAUUCGGCUGGUGCAUUGCAAAAAGUUUUCUGUUGAAUCUGUUUGAAAAGAUCAGUCUAGGGUUUUGUGGGUAUUGGGAGUUUGGUGUUAGUUGAUUGAUCUAUUCGUCGAGUACAUUGCACAAAGUUUCCUUUUGAAUCUGAUAAAAGGGAUCAGUCUAGGGUUUUCUGGGUAUUUGGAUUUUCUGGGUAAUGGACAAGAAGAAGGCUUCAGCUCCGCUCGUGUGUCACGGGCAUUCUCGGCCCGUGGUUGAUUUGUUCUACAGCCCAGUUACACCGGAUGGAUAUUUUCUCAUUAGUGCCAGCAAGGAUUCCACACCUAUGCUAAGAAAUGGUGAGACAGGAGAUUGGAUCGGAACCUUUGAAGGGCACAAAGGUGCAGUGUGGAGUUGCUGCCUCGAUGUUAAUGCUCUACGUGCUGCAUCUGGGUCUGCUGAUUUUACUGCGAAGUUAUGGGAUGCAUUGACGGGGGAUGAAUUGCACUCUUUCGAGCACAAACACAUUGUCCGUGCUUGUGCCUUUUCAGAGGAUACACACCUCCUACUCACUGGUGGUGUUGAGAAAAUACUCCGCAUCUUUGAUUUAAACCGUCCAGAUGCACCUGCUAGAGAAGUUGACAAGUCUCCUGGUUCAGUAAGAACUGUUGCAUGGCUCCACAGUGACCAGACCAUACUAAGUUCGUGCAGUGAUGUUGGGGGUGUGAGGUUAUGGGACUUGAGAAGUGGAAAUAUUGUUCAAACUCUUGAGACCAAGUCCCCUGUAACCAGUGCUGAAGUGAGUCAGGAUGGCCGCUAUAUAACUACUGCAGAUGGGUCUACCGUUAAGUUUUGGGAUGCAAAUCAUUUUGGGUUGGUGAAGAGCUAUGACAUGCAUUGCAAUGUGGAAUCGGCUUCAUUGGAGCCAAAGUUUGGCAACAAGUUCAUUGCCGGAGGCGAAGACUUGUGGGUUCAUGUUUUUGACUUCCAUACUGGAGAAAAGAUUGGGUGCAAUAAGGGCCACCAUGGUCCUGUCCACUGUGUGCGAUUCUCGCCUGGAGGGGAAUCCUAUGCUUCAGGAUCAGAAGACGGAACCAUUAGAUUAUGGCAGACGGGCCCAUUGCCUCUUAGUGAGAAUGAUGCAUCCGCAAACGGGGUGACUGAGAAAUCAAACGCUGCAGCUGAUGAGGUCGCUCAUAAGAUCGAGGGCUUUCAUAUUGACAAAGAAGGGAAGGCUGGAGAGAAAGAAGAUGCAACAGAUGCCUAACCACCACCGUUAGACAUGUUUUUCUCUCUCUUAUUGGCUGAGUCGGUGACCGUGUGGGUGUGAUUUUCCUCCGGGAUGUCCUCGUCUAGAAUUACGUUGAAUUCCGAAGUUUUUUUUUUUUUUUGUACUUACUUUAUCGUCUUGUCUGUGACUAUGUUUUUUCCGGGUCCUCAUAAUAGUUACUGACGUUUAAGAAGACGGUGAUUGUAUAUGUCAAAGGAACAUGCCAGACUCGGUUAAGAAUCACAUUCAAGGGGUUCUUUUUUGGUGAAUGAUAGAUUAAUGUUUUUUGAUCAACAAA
This is a messenger RNA of Rhododendron vialii, 1909 nucleotides long. RefSeq lists its product as uncharacterized. Gene Ontology annotation, molecular function: protein binding; RNA binding. The transcript has 7 exons. Lineage: Eukaryota; Viridiplantae; Streptophyta; Magnoliopsida; Ericales; Ericaceae. The record is from RefSeq and is a predicted model, not a curated record. The coding region runs from base 559 to 1608 and encodes 349 amino acids. Gene Ontology annotation, cellular component: SMN complex. Gene Ontology annotation, biological process: spliceosomal snRNP assembly.